Molecule: messenger RNA, 1246 nt
Organism: Lactuca sativa (garden lettuce)
Lineage: Eukaryota; Viridiplantae; Streptophyta; Magnoliopsida; Asterales; Asteraceae
Product: mitotic spindle checkpoint protein MAD2
Biological process (GO): mitotic spindle assembly checkpoint signaling
Cellular component (GO): nucleoplasm; kinetochore; cytoplasm
Source: RefSeq, a predicted model, not a curated record
UAUACAAAUUUUUAAUAGAGAACAUCUAACUAAUCGCUCUUUGGUUCAAAUGAAAAUUAGUGCACAAGAGGUACGAUGUGUUGCGAUUACCGAUUAAAAAGGAUGUGCUGCGAUUACUGAUUAAAUUGGAGGAAUUUUUGGGACAUACUGAACCGAUUAUGAAGCUGCGAUUUUAACAGAUGGGGAAGGAGAGAAAAAGGUUAAGUCAAACUUUUUUGGGGUAGGAGUUGUGCGCACUUUCUCGUGAAGUGACUAGGGUUGUGGCAAUUCGAGUGUAUGCUGAAGUCGUGGAAGAAGAAAUAUUUUGUCAAUUAGAAUGAAGGGUAAAACCGUGUGAUAGCAAAAGGAAUUUAAAUGGAGAUUCAAGUUUAAAGAAGAUUGGUUACGAUCAAUGAUCAUCAAUGGAGAGAGGACAAGGAACAUAUCACGGUGGAUUAACCUGGUUGGCAAUAGCAUGGAGGAUUAUGCAAUGAGAUCACCUAACCUAGAAACUCCAAGCAAAGACAUAAUCACUCUCCGUGAAUCUUCGGCCAUUGUCUGCGAAUUAUUUGGUUAUGCAGCAAACAGUAUUCUGCACCUUAAUGGUGUUUAUCCUGAAGAAACUUUUGAAAGAGUGAAGAAACAUGAACAUCGAUUGUUCCUUUCUAAGAAUGUGGGUGUUAAGUUAUACUUAUCAGAGUUUAAUGAGAAGAUUUCCGAAUGGCUGGAAUCUGGGAGGUUGCAUAAGAUUGAACUUCUCAUUAUGACUAAGGCCACGAAUGAAGUACUUCAGAGUUGGAACUUUAGUAUAGAGACUCAUGGUGAAAUUGCUGAAAACAUUUUACGGGAGAAGAGUGAUAAAGAAAUCAUGAAUGAGAUUGGAGGUGUUCUGAGACAUAUUUCAGCCACCUUCACAUUCUUGCCUCCCCUUAAUGAACCAUGCAUCUUUCAUGCAGUGGCACAUCUUGAUGAGGGUGUUGCAGUACCAUUCAAAUGGAAAGAGAAUGUUUCUAAAAGCAUAGAAAAUCCUGAUAUGGAGACCUUGCGUGCUUUCAAUACUGAAAUACAUAAGGUUGGCAUUUCGGUUUCUUUCAAGAAGCGAAAAUCGGAUGACCAGAUACAUGAGGUUAUAGAUAUAAUUUGCCGUUGAUCCUUACAUAAACUUGUAUUUUUGUCUUUCAUAUGGCUGAAACAUUGAAAGAUAACUCUCAAAAUUGAAGAAUUUGCUUCAGUAAUACAUUGCUUUUUUGGGAAAAUUUGAACACAA